AUGUUGAGCGGCGCGUCCGACGGCGAAGUAUCCGCGGCCGUUGCUCCGAAUCUGCUGAAGAGCAGGAGUACUGUGUGCGACGUGAUGAGUAAGCAGAAGAAAGAUCUGCCGGAGCUCCACGCCUCGCAGAUCUUGGAAGCCUGGGAAGAACACUCCGGCAUUUCCGAGCCAAAUGGCCUGCGGCUGGAGGACUCAGGCGCUGACCCAUUCUGUAUGGAGACGGCGUCCGAGUACCUGGAGCGCUACCGGAAGAUGAGCCGCAUGGAGAAGAUUCAGCUUGCCUUGCAGUCCAACUUCUACGAGAUGCUGAUGGCAAUGCUUCUAUGCGUCAACAUGAUGUGGAUGGCCUUGGAGAUUCAGAUCACUGGCUCCACGUCCGGCGUUGAUCUUGGCCUCUUUCAGUCGGCCAUCAUCUCUGAGAGCGACAUGUACAUCUACGAAGACUGGCUCCAAGUUGGCGAGCUGAUAUUCACGCUGAUCUUUGCCUUGGACGUGCUGGUCCGCAUGUUCGUCCUGAGAGGCAUUUUCUGGAAGGCAUGGCUGAACUACAUCGACAUUGCGGUCUCCGUUACAAACAUCUUCGAAACAGCGAUCUCCAUGUAUUCCAGCUCCACCGCAUUGCCAUUUCCACCCGUGCUCUUCCGGUUGCUUCGACUAGGGAAGCUUGCAAGAGCAAUCCGAGUGGUGUCGAUGACCUCGGUGCUAGCAUCUCUCCAGCUUCUGGUGAAAUGUCUGGGAUCCAGUCGAGAUAUGCUUUUCUGGAGCUUUUGUCUUCUGACCUUUGUGCAAUGUGUUGCUGGCAUGAUCCUCAGCACCCUCACCGUCGAUUUCAUCAAAGAUGAUAGCAAGCCAUCAGAGGUGAGGGGCGAUGUGUUCCUGUACUAUGGCACUUUUUCGAGGACGACCCUCUCCAUGUUCGAGAUCCUCUUCGCGAACUGGAGCCCAUGUUGCCGAAUCCUGGUCGAGAACGUCAGUGAAUGGUUCUCACUUUUCUUCCUCCUCUACAGGUGUGUACUUGGCUUUGCCAUUCUCAACGUCGUCAACUCCGUAUUUGUCCAGCAGACGAUGAAGACCGCCAGUUCCGAUGAGGAACUGGCCUUCAAGCAGAAGCAGCGUGAUGCCGAGCUCUAUACCAAGAAGGUCCGCAAGCUCUUCCAGACGAUGGAUGCCAGCGGAGAUGGUGCCAUCAACUUGGAGGAGUUCGCCAAGCUCGUGCAGUCACCGAAGCUCCGCUUCUGGAUGAGCCAGUUGGAGUUGGAGUACCAUGAUCUUUUGAGCCUUUUCGAAUUCCUGGAUAACGGAGAUGGGCAGAUCACGCUUACGGAGUUCAUCGAGGGCGCGGCUCGCCGGUCGGGAUGCUGCCAUUUCAUUCGCUGCAUAAAAGGCAGUGCGAAAGCACUGGACAUUUGGCGGAUGGAGACGAAGGUCGAGGUCCUCUUCGAAGAAGUCUUGGGCCUGCUCAGGAAGCACGGUGAAAUGCCACCUCUACCUCGAAUGGAUUCUAACGCCAGCUCCUCCGAAGCGGUAACUCGUGUCUCCAGCGU
This is a messenger RNA of Symbiodinium sp. CCMP2456, 1544 nucleotides long. The record is from the annotation of a GenBank genome assembly. NCBI's taxonomy places the organism in Eukaryota, Dinophyceae, Suessiales, Symbiodiniaceae.